UAAUGGUAUUAAACCACGUAGUUCAUUUAAGCUUUUCUGAAAUGUCGAGUCAGUGGUUGUUUGAAACACUAUUUAAAAUCUUGCUCAAAGUGGUCUACGUUUUGAAUAUUGUACCAAUGCCUGACCAGCAGGUCAAUAUUACCUAUUGCUUAAAAACGUUUAUCUAUUUUGCGUCAUAUACAUUUUUACUGGUAACAUCUGUUCAAUAUGAAUAUAACUUUAAUUAUGGUUUGUCAAAAACUGAAAUAUUUAACAUAUGUAUAGCCAUCACGUCUGUAAUUUUGAGCUAUUUAAUACUUAUGCUAAUACUCUAUUCCUACUUGCGAAAUAGUUUAUGGCAAUGUUUUUACCAAAAAGUUGGUAAAUUCGAAUACGGUCAGGUUAAUGAAAUACUCAGCUUUAGAAAUAUAACCCUAUUGCUCUUUUUCAUCUUUGAAGUUGUUGGGGUUCUAGUCAUGGCUCACUAUAUCUUCAUCAUUUAUGAGCAAACUCACCAAUCUGCAUACAGAACAAUAUUAGCGGUGUCCUGCCCUUGCAUUUCCUUCUGCUACCAAAUAUGCCAAUGGACGGUCAUGUUGCUAUUCAUCAAAAAUAUACGCGAUCAAGUGGAAAAAUCUGAGAAACAUUUAGAUCUUAAACAAUUAAAUGUUAAGAUGGCGAAACACCUCUUCUUGGAAGCCCGAUUAUUGUCCGUGCUAUUCAAUCGCAUAUUUGGCUAUCAGCUUUUAGCUACUUUCGGCCAAUGGAUUUUAUUUAUUUUGGAGGUGGGAAUUCAGUCAGAUAUAAUUUUGAACCCUGAAAAGUUCAAUGCACAUUUUGAGAGUCCUAUUUCAGUUUUUUUUGUGUCACUUAGUGGAAGAAUAGCUGCAACAGCGUUCGGACCAUGCUCAAUUGCAUUUGCAUGCGACUUGGUCACAUUGGAGACUGAAAAACUACUGAAUUCGUGCUAUCAAUUGCAAGAGGAGUUUGACUGCAAAUCCCAUGAGUAUCAACAACUCCAGUCCUUUGGAUCCUAUAUUUCAAAUAACGGAAUUCGAUUCACCGCUGCUGAAUUUUUCGAAAUAAAGCGAUCCACAAUUCUGUCAGUGAUUGCCACAUCUACCACAUACUUUGUAGCCUUAGUGCAGUUUUUUUAAUGUGUUUCAUGAGAUAAGAUAAAACGACGAAUUCUUAUUUACUCCAAUUAGUACAACAGUAAGAUUUUUGAUACCUGUACACAAAACAUUCGAUUUUUGCAUUUUAUCUUCAAUUCCGAUGUUAUUAUUGUAAUAAUAGAUGUUACUUUUAAGGAGAAUUCAAUUUAAGACAAAGCAGUAACAUUUUAGUUUAACUUUUUAGCGUAAUUUGUUAGGACUACUGAAUAAAGUAGGCAUUAGGCAGAA
Molecule: messenger RNA, 1382 nt
Organism: Dendroctonus ponderosae (mountain pine beetle)
Lineage: Eukaryota; Metazoa; Arthropoda; Insecta; Coleoptera; Curculionidae
Exons: 2
Coding region: 3-1136 (377 amino acids)
Biological process (GO): sensory perception of taste
Cellular component (GO): dendrite; axon; membrane
Source: RefSeq, a predicted model, not a curated record